UCUCGCGCUCUCUCUCUCUCCGUCUCUCGAUGUCCGUCUUUGACGAAGGCACCAGGCACGUUUGAAACUCUGGUUCCCUCUCGCUCUCUGUCUCAAUGUCCGGCUUGGACGAAGGCGCGUUUGAAACUCUGGUUCCCUCUCGCUUCAUCACUUUCACCUUCCCGAACCCAUUCGCCUCCGCCGCCGAUCGCCCCCGUAGCCGCCACCACCUCCACACCCCACUCCUCCGCGUCGCCGUCCUCGACUCCCCCGCCCAACCCCCACCCGACCCCGCCGUCUCCGCCGCCAUCCUCGUCCCCGCCGGCCGCGAAACCGACUGGAUUUUCUCCACCGUCUCCGGCCACCUCCAACUCCUCCUCAACUCUCCCCACAUUUCCCGCCUCAUCCUCGUCGGCAACCUUCCUUCCCACCCCCACCCUUCUCCCUUUACUCGCCCAAUUCCCAUCGAUUCCGCUCAGCUCUCCGAAUUCGAAAAAGGCGUAACCCCUCUGUUGCUCGCGCUCUCCCCCAAAUCGGCUUUCGCCAAUGGUUUGCCGGAAAUUGGAUUUCUAUGUUACGAAGACGAUGUCGUUCGCAGCGUGAUCGUGGAGACCUGCGUUGGGGGUUUUGUCGGGGAAAUGUUGAUCGAGGAUGUUGAAUUGGAAAUUGACGGUGAGUCUGAGUUUCGGAGGAGAUUGAGGUUUAAGCGGAUGCCGAAUUUGGUUCAGACACAGAUAAGGAUUCUCCCCGGUGGGGAUACUGAUUUAGGGUUUUUGGUCCAUCCUUACUUGACUCCAAUGGUGGCCGGUCUUAAAUUGGUCAGUUCACAUCUAGAAGGGAGAAUUCGGGCCGGGUUUAAGCCGAAUGCGUUGUGCUUGGGAGUUGGAGGUGGAGCUUUGCUUUCGUUCUUGAAUAUCCAAUUAGGGUUUGAUGUCACUGGGAUGGAGGUGGAUGAGGUGGUUGUGAGUGUUGCAAGAAGGCGCUUUGGGUUACCCGAAAAUCCGUUUAUCCGAGUGUGGACUGGAGAUGGGAUUAAAUUGAUAGAGGAACUCGCAGCACAACCCUGCAACUCUGAAUCUGAUGGUAGAUUUGAUGUGAUUAUGGUUGACUUGGAUUCAAAUGAUGAGGGGAUGGGAACGAUGGCUCCAUCGAUGGAGUUUGUUCAGAAGCCUGUUCUUCUUGCUGCUAGAACCCUGCUUCGUGAGCCCGGAAUGCUUGUGAUCAAUGUGAUUCCUCCAAGCAGGUCAUUCUAUGAGAAAUUGGUGCUUGAAUUUCGGCAGGUUUUCCAGGAGUUGUACGAGAUAGAUGUUGGAAAUGCAGAGAAUUUUGUUCUUGUUGCAGUAACAACACCGGUUGGGAUGGCAUCUACUGAAUCUGACUCUGCUUUUGUUACAAGGUUGAAGCAGGUUAUUUCAGGAGCAUACAUGGAUUGCAUAAGGAAAAUUUGAGGGUUGAAUUGUCUGUAAACUGACAAAAAUGCUUUCUCUGUUCCUUGGAUAAAAAGAAAAACAGCUGUUAGUGUAGUCUGAAAUGUUGGCUGAGAAGCCUGAGUUCAUAAAAUUCCUUCCAAUCUGAAGUGACAAUGGAAGAUCAAAAACUGGUGCAAUUCUUAUUCUUUCAAGCAUGGUGCUGAGUUGGGGUGCAGAAUCAUAAUCAGUCAUUAACUUUCUGAAGUUAGUUCUGGGUUGCUUUCUUUUAUGUGGAUGGCAAAUUCCAUACUUUGAGCCAAGUCGUGUAAGUUCAUUCAAUUGGUUUGGAUGGCUGUAACCAUGCAAUUUUCAGUGUCUUUGGAAUUGGUGAAGGGAGUUACCCCCACGUCAUACCCUUUUUCCUUCUUAGAUAUUUUUUUUUUAA
Molecule: messenger RNA, 1833 nt
Organism: Diospyros lotus (date-plum)
Lineage: Eukaryota; Viridiplantae; Streptophyta; Magnoliopsida; Ericales; Ebenaceae
Exons: 2
Coding region: 96-1427 (443 amino acids)
Source: RefSeq, a predicted model, not a curated record